AUGCAGGUGCCCACGUGGACUCUGCUUGGCAGGCCCGGGGGUGUCCUUACCUCAGUGUUCUCCGAGCAAUGGAGCCGAGGGGCCGAGGAAGCACCGCCCAGCCUGCCGGGCGCCCCUGCCCCGGUUAGGGGCCGAGGAGCGGCCGCGCGGGAAAAGCCGGAUAGCGCGGCUAGCCGGCCCACCUGCCUGGCUGCCCUCCGCAACCCGAGGUCCAGGAACAAAGGCUGGAGGCCCGGCGGGGACGCCCAGGUGGCCACGCGCUCCAAGAUGGAGCCCGCGCUUCCGCCACCUCACCUCCGGCACCCGCCGCCUCACCUGCUCGCCCUGGCCGCCCGCCCCGAGGUCUCCCCCCGCCCCCGGUCUGGGUCGCCUGCAGGAGCCUCGAGGGUGCGCCGCGCACUGAGGGAGGAAGGGAGUUUCGCCCCUGCCAUCCCUUGCGGCGGCCGCGCGAGCCAAGAGCCGGCAGGCCGAGACCCCAGGCGCGCGCUUCCCGCCCCGCUUCUCCGGCCCUGGAGCCCCGGGGAGCGCGUCCUGUCCCUGCCGACGGGCCGAGUCCCCAGGCGCACGCUUCCUGUCCCUGCUCCCCUCCGGGCCCCGGAACCCCCCGGGCGCGCCCCCUGCCCUCCGUCCCCUAGAGCCCCUGGGCACGCGCUGUGCAUCCACGGACAAGCGGAGCCCUCGGGCGCGCGCUCCCUGCCCCGCCCCCUUCCCUUCGGGCCCUGGAGCCCCCGGGCGCGCCCUCCCUCUCGGGCGUCUGGCUGGAGUCCCGCGCGCACGCGCCCCUCCCCCCGCGCGCCCCCUCCCCGUUACGCCGUAAGUUCGCCCGGGGCUGGCGGCCGCGCGGGCCGGGAGCCUCUCGGCUGGGCCGGCCGCAGGCGGGCUCGCGGCGCCGGGGCUCCCGGAGGGCCAGGCCGGGCCAUGGAGAGCGCCGAAGCCCGCGCGCGGCCCGAGCGCCUGGCCGAGGCCGACGGCGGGCGCCUGGUGGAGGUGCAGCUGAGCGGUGGCGCCCCGUGGGGCUUCACCCUGAAGGGCGGCCGCGAGCACGGCGAACCGCUCGUCAUCACCAAGAUUGAAGAAGGAAGCAAAGCCGCGGCUGUGGACAAGUUACUGGCUGGAGACGAGAUUGUUGGCAUCAAUGACAUCGGGCUCUCGGGGUUCCGGCAGGAAGCCAUCUGCCUGGUGAAGGGUUCCCACAAGACCUUGAAGCUGGUGGUAAAGAGGAGGAGUGAGCUGAGCUGGAGGCCACACUCCUGGCAUGCCACCAAGUUCUGUGAUGGCGCCCCUGAGGCGGUAGCCAUUCCAUUCUCCACGGCCGGCACCUGCCCAUCCUGGCACACCCGGCAACAUGCGAGCUCCUCUUCCCAUGACCUGUCUGGCACGUGGGAGCAGACGAACCUGCAGCGCACCUCAGACCACUUCAGUUCCCUGGGCAGCGUUGACAGCCUGGACCCCCCCACCCAGCCCUACUCCUCUGGCCGCCUCUCGGCCGCCAAGUCCAGCAGCAGCAUCGACCACCUGAGUGGCUCAAACAAGCGGGACUCGGCCUAUGGCUCCUUCUCCACCAGCUCCAGCACACCAGACCAUACACUGCCCAGGGCCGACGGUUCGUCCACAGAGAACCUCCUCUACAAGGUGGGCCUGUGGGAGAGCUGCCGGCCAGGCGGCAGGCAGGGCCAGGUCGGGGGCGAGCUCACUCACGGCCUGGAGGAGAGGCUCAGCUAUAUGCCCACCGGCCCACACCACGAGAGUGGCAAGAGCCCCAGGCGGGAGGACAGCCCUGAGCCAAAGUUGGCUGCUUGCAUGGGAAAGUCCAACUUUGGGCCUGUCUGGUAUGUUCCUGACAAGAAGAAGCCUCCCACCUCCCCUCCUCCUCCCCCUCCACCUCUGCGUAGCGACAGCUUCGCCGCCACCAAGGGCCAUGAGAAGUCUCCAGGCCCCCUGUUCUCAGAGGUGGCUGCCACGCAGGAUCUGACCAUCCUGUCCCAGGGCCUACCGCCAGCCGAGUGGAGAACAGACCCCACAGAAGCGCCGCGACAGCUGGUCCGGGCUGGGGACAGGAGGUGGCCUGGCAACUGUGGCCACCAUGUGGACCUGCCCCUGGAUGGUGGCUGGCCCCCCUCAGAUGGCCGGGUGGGCGGCUUCCCUGGGACCCCCAGUAGGCUACAGGCCUCCCUGUCCAGCUGUGAUGUGCGUUUUGCCCAGUCCCCCUAUGGACACCAGCACCCUCGCCAGUACAGUGAUGAGAGCCCCAUCCUCCAUGAGGGCCCCAGGCCCCCUGCAUCACCCAGGGAGCUGUGGCAGUUGGCCCUCCUCAGAGGCCGCCAGGAGUCUCCUGCCGACCACUUCCAGGACAAUGGCUUCGCUCCUGUGAGGUGGCUUGGUGCUGCAGACCAGAAGGUGGAGGGUGGCGGACAGAGCCGCUAUUAUUGUGCGUCCUCCAAGCAGCCCGUCCAGGGGAGUGCUCAGACACCACAGCUCAGCAAGGAGUGUUGGCUGUCCGUAGCAGGUGCUGGCGUGGCGCAGGGGGUCCAGGAGUGUCCUUCUACACACCGGAUGAGCCCAAAACCACGAUGUUACCUACCUCAGCAUGGCAAGAUGCUAGACCCCAAUGAAAGAGAACAGUGGCACCCACUGGAUAGAGGUGGGGAGGGCUGGCCCAUGGGAACCGAGGAGCCCCCCAGAACCAGCCAUGUAGAGAAAGCCAGCCCGAAGAGAACUGCAGACGGCAACUUCCAGUGGGUGGACGGAGAAAGCAGCAAGAUCUCGCCUCAGAAGACACCUAUGUUGCACUCCUUGACUCAAGAAGGGAAGAAGAGCCAGCCAGGACACCACCAAGAUGGCCACCUGAGGCACGACCAAGAUUGCGGCCCUGGACACCACCAAGUUGGUGGCCCAGGACACAACCAAGAUGAUUGCCUGAGGCACCACCAAGAUGGCCGCCGCCCAGGGCACCACCAAGAUAGUGGCAUGGGGAAGCCACUCCCGUUUGACUCCCAGGUAGGAAAGCCAAUACGGAGAAGUGACCGCUUUGCCACCACACUGAGGAAUGAGAUCCAGAUGCGGCGAGCCAAGUUGCAGAAGAGCAAGAGUACUGUGACUCUGGCAGGGACAGAUGAGCCCAAGGAAGACCCUGGUGGUUGGAGGGUGGAGCUGGGGGCUGUCACUGGUGCCACUCCAGAAGGUUCCUUCACCAGCACCUACAAAGACCACCUGAAGGAGGUCCAAGCCAGGGUCCUGAGGGCCACGUCAUUUAAGCGUCGUGACUUGGACCCCAGCCCCGGUGACCAUUGCCCAGUGCCACCGGAGCACAGGCCUGGGGACCGUGACACCUCAUCCCUGUACCCCUUGGGUCUGGAUGCUGCCCCCCAUUUCCUGGAGGGGGACUCGGCCAAGCUGUCCUUGCCUGGAGGGGGCGUGCCCCACAUCCUCCGCAUUGGGGGCCGGAGACGCUUCACAGCAGAACAGAAGCUGAAGUCGUAUUCUGAGCCUGAGAAAAUACAUGAGGUGGGGCUCUCAGGGAAUUACCGUCCUCACCAGGUCCCCAACAGAGUUGAGGACACGGUGGGCACUUUUGCUGACAGGCGGAAGUUUUUUGAGGAGACAAGCAGAUCCGCUCAUCAGAGGCCAGAGCAGAGACAGGCUCUGUGUGGGUUCCCCAGAGAGAAGCCAGAGCGGCUGCAGACAGCUGGUCAUGGGUAUGAGGGUACGGAACCUUGGUUCCUGAGGAGGGGGCGCACCACCUCCUUUGGGGAAAACCCCAGCAGUCACAGGAAAGCAGAAAAGGUGGGGAAAUUCGAGCCGCCCCAGAGACUUGGGACCUUUGCUGAGUAUCAAGCCUCUUGGAAGGAACAACGGGAGCCUCUGGAAACCAGGAGCUCUGGACGGUAUCACUCGGCAGAUGACAUUCUGGAUGUGGGGCUGAACCAGCACGAGAGACCACAAUACAUGCAUGCGAGGUCCAGGUCGUCGCCAUCCACGGACCACUAUAAAGAGGAAGUGUCUGUGGAGUCCAGGAGACAGGCAGAAGACCCCGCGGAGCCCAGAGAACACGGCACCCCUGCCGACCCCGCUCAGGAGGGCGGUUCCACUCUGGGACCAGCCAGUGUGCAGCGUUGGGGAGAUAGUCCAGGAGGAGGCGGGGACCCACCGCACCCACGGACACAGGGCCAGUCUCCACUCUCUGCGGGCAGCGCCCACCCACAAGAAGCCUCGGAGCUGCUCCAGAAAGGCCGGUGCCGAGCGGGGACGCUGCCUCGUGAUUAUCGAUACUCAGAGGAGGACAGCCCGGCAGACUUGCUCCCACUGCUCUGCUCAGGACCCCCGGCCCCGAGCGCCUCCUCGUCCCUGCCUGGGCGAGGUGGGGACGCCUGGGUGGUGAGCGCUGUACCCCUCACCAAGCGGCCGGCCCCACAGAGGCCCCCGCCGCCCAAGCGGGAGCCCCGGAGGGCCAGGGGGCUGGACAGUGCAGCCGUGGGAGCUGUUCCUACUGAGGCCCCAGCCCACCUGCCGUCGCCCGGCCCCAUGACGCCCCGCCGGCCGCCCCCAGUGAGCAUGACCACCAGCAUGUGA
Molecule: messenger RNA, 4569 nt
Organism: Loxodonta africana (African savanna elephant)
Lineage: Eukaryota; Metazoa; Chordata; Mammalia; Proboscidea; Elephantidae
Product: protein Shroom2-like
Exons: 9
Coding region: 1-4569 (1522 amino acids)
Biological process (GO): actin filament organization
Cellular component (GO): cortical actin cytoskeleton; apical plasma membrane; adherens junction
Molecular function (GO): actin filament binding
Source: RefSeq, a predicted model, not a curated record